This is a messenger RNA of Rosa rugosa (rugosa rose), 1631 nucleotides long. Its product is annotated as SNF1-related protein kinase regulatory subunit gamma-1. The transcript is spliced from 6 exons. The coding region runs from base 85 to 1371 and encodes 428 amino acids. The record is from RefSeq and is a predicted model, not a curated record. NCBI's taxonomy places the organism in Eukaryota, Viridiplantae, Streptophyta, Magnoliopsida, Rosales, Rosaceae.
GUGUGUGAUCCGAAGUCUGUCUGUUUCUGAGUAGCAGAGAGAGAGAGAAGAAAGAUCAAAGUCUUUGGAAUAGGAGAGAGAGAGAUGGGUGUGCCGGCGGCGAAUAGGGACGGCGAGAGUCCGAGGAGUCCAGAGGCGAAGCUGGGGAUGCAUGUAGAGGAUCUGUGGGACAUACAAGAGCCGCAGCUAUCUCCCACCGAAAAGCUCAAUGCUUGCUUUGAGAGUGUUCCGGUUUCUGACUUCCCUACUGCUCCUUCUAAUCAAGUGAUUGAGAUAAAGUCAGACACCAGUUUAGCUCAAGCAGUCAAAAUCCUGGCCGAACAUAAAAUUCUGAGUGCACCGGUGGUGGAUGUCGAUGCGCCUGAGGACGCUAGCUGGAUCGACAGAUACAUUGGCGUUGUCGAGUUUGCAGGGAUUGUUGUGUGGAUUCUACAUCAGUCAGAACCGCCAUCUCCAAGGAGUCCAAGUACUCCUACUAGUCCAUCUAGUGCAACUGCAAUUGCAGCGGCGGCUAAUGGAUUGAAAGGUCUUGAUCUUGCGGGACUAUUAGAAAACGGCUCUGACUUUGCUGCUGCAACUUCAGGAAAUUUUUUCGAGGCUUUGACUUCUUCCGAGUUUUACAAGAACACACAGGUUCGAGAUAUCUCAGGGUCAUUCCGAUGGGCACCAUUUCUGGCCUUGCAGAAGGACAAUACCUUUUUGACCAUGCUCUUGCUGCUUUCAAAGUACAAAAUGAAGAGCGUUCCUGUAGUUGAUUUAGGUGAAGGAAAGAUUGAUAACAUCAUCACGCAAGCUGCUGUCAUUCAUAUGUUAGCAGAAUGUGCUGGUCUUCAGUGGUUUGAAAGCUGGGGAACCAAGAAACUAUCGGAACUUGGUCUUCCCCUGAUGACCGCUGAUCGCAUUGUGAAGGUGUACGAGGAUGAACCAGUGCUCCAAGCAUUUAAGCUGAUGAGGAGAAAGAAGGUUGGUGGGGUACCUGUGAUUGAAAGUGGCAGUAGCAAGGCAGUCGGUAAUAUAAGCUUAAGAGAUGUUCAGUUCUUACUCACUGCACCAGAAAUCUACCAUGAUUACAGAUCCAUCACAGCGAGAAACUUCCUGACAGCUGUUAGAAGCCAUCUAGAGAAGCAACAUGAAGUCUACCCAUUGCUUAGUACUAUGGUAACUUGCAAAAGGGACGACACAAUUAAAGAUUUGAUUCUGAAGCUGGACUCUGAGAAGAUCCACCGUGUGUAUACGGUAGAUGAUAAUGGGAAUCUGGAAGGAGUCGUUACGUUGAGAGACAUCAUCUCGAGGCUAGUCCAUGAACCCCGUGGCUACUUCGGUGACUUCUUCGAUGGUGUUUUGCCCCUACCCCAAAGCACCAGGGUUUAAAAUGAGGUAUUAAGAAGAAAGAAUUCUGAUCUUUUUCUGAAUGAUUAACCACUUUUGGUUUUGGCUUUUGUAAUGAGCUCUUCCCUUGUGUCCUAUCACUGCCUGUUUUGUUGAAAAGGAAAUCGUCUGUAAAUAAUGUCCCUCAGUUUGACAGAGUUUUAGUCGCUGUAAGUUUGUUAUAUCCAUAAGCACCUGGCGAGCUUUUUGCAGUAACCAUGAAAUAAAUAUAGAACCUUCCCUUUCAGCUUAAAACGAUAAAA